Messenger RNA from Aspergillus tanneri, 312 nucleotides. RefSeq lists its product as uncharacterized. The record is from RefSeq and is a predicted model, not a curated record. The coding region runs from base 1 to 312 and encodes 103 amino acids. NCBI's taxonomy places the organism in Eukaryota, Fungi, Ascomycota, Eurotiomycetes, Eurotiales, Aspergillaceae. The transcript has a single exon.
AUGGUCUCGCAGACUCCUCCUCGACGAGGAAACCGUUGCAGAAGACGGAGAGCCCGUCGACGAACAGCUGGUUCGCGACACCGAGCGCCAAUCCAAAACAGUGGCUCUCUUGCUGCCGCCACCAGUCAGAACGAUGGUCCUGGAUUGUUUGUGCCCGUGGACUCGGGAUGUUCGAGGACCCGAGUGGCCACAUUGAGUAAAUGCAUGUGUUCGAAUAGCAGAUCGUCAUGGGCUAGCUCACCCUCGGCGACAUGUGAUAUCUGCCGCAAGAAUGACUUGUCCGAACAUGCGUCGUACAUGGAGAUGGUCUAA